Stylonychia lemnae is the source of this 2532-nucleotide messenger RNA. NCBI's taxonomy places the organism in Eukaryota, Ciliophora, Spirotrichea, Sporadotrichida, Oxytrichidae. The record is from the annotation of a GenBank genome assembly.
AUGAUAACAUAAAUCAAAUUGACUAAUACAUCAAAUGUGUCAAAAUUCAAAGAUGGCAUUAAAGUUAUUAGGAAGGAGUUAGGAGAAAUGAACAACUGCAUUGAGUCGAUAGAUAAAGAUUUUUUCUCAAAAGCUUCGAAAUCUCUCGAAGUCAAAUCUAAUUAUUUCAAUGCACUAGAAUCAGUAAAACAAUUUAAAGAAGUUAAAAGAGUAGUAGAGAGGGUAAAAAAGAUUGAAACUUUGAUUUCUAAAGAUAUACUCAGUGUUGCUUUCCAUGAAAUGGAUCUUCUAAAGCAAGAAGUUUUAGAUGAAAAAAUGCCUACAAAGUUAAAGGAAUGGUUAUGGUCAAGAAUCUAAACACUUGAUGAUAAGAUAAUAAGGCUUUUAUAAAAGCUCAAGACUAAGAUUUUAGCUGAUCUUGAGGAUCAGGAGAUAAGCGCAGGAACUUAGGUUUUAGAUGAAGUUAAGAGAUUCGUACAAAUUUUAGGAAAAUAAUUUAUGCUCGAGAGUGACAUGGAUAAUAGAGAACUCAGUCAUGGUCAAACAGUAUAUACUAAAAAUGGAAAUAAUAAUAAUGGUAAUAAUUCAGCAGCUUAAUAUAUGAAUAUGAAGAGAAGCUAAGUAGGCUUCUCCUUUUAUAAAAGUGGAAUGGGGGCGCUAGGGGGUAUGUAGCCGAAAUUUCAAGAUAGAUCAAGCUUGGCAUAGAUUGCUUUUUCCAGAAUUGGAAACUUACCUAAAUAUGAUACUCCCAGAAAUGGGGCAAGCCCAGGUGGCUUUAGUCAAGUUUUAUCGCCAGGGCAAAUUAGUGAAAGGGACAAUACAGCUUAAUAUUCUGCAAUUUAUUCUUUAGAAGCUAUAUAAAAGUAAGCAGUGGUUACUUAAGAUAUUAUGAUUGAUAUUGAUUUUGCAAAGAUUGAUAGUGUCAGGAAGUUGUUCUCUAAUAUAGAACAAGAAAAUUAGUUUAUUAAUUUUAUUUAAAAUGAAAGAAUUCAGAGAAUACUUAAGUUAUCUAAGCUACCAAGAAGUAAAUAAGUACUGCAUUUAAUUUUUUUAGAAACAAAUGUUGAGGAAAGUCUGGCAAGAUUACUAGGAUUCUUUGUUGUAUAGAUUCAUCUAACUUUUAAUCUUUCCAACAUAUUUCAUCCCAAUACUCUUCAGACAUAUUGGGAGAAUUGCCUAUUAUAAAUGCAAAAAAGCUUGGAAUCUAUUGUAAUGGAUUACGAUUAUUAGCCAAUCAUUCAGACAAAAAAGGAAAUAGUUAACUUUGUCCUUGGAAUGAGAGAUCUAGGGAUUGCCCAAGAUUUAUCGUUUUUAAAUACUUUGAUUAAACUUCAUGAUGUUUUCAUAGACAAAUUACUAUCAGGUCUUGAGAAAUAAAUUGAUGAUAUCUUGGAAUAUGAGAAUUAUGAGUAAAUUUCAGUUAAGAAUUCUGAAGAACUUUUUAAAACAGUCGAUAAGUAUGAAUUAGAUUUAUCCAAGUACUUUGGAAUGAAUCAGAACAUGCAACUUUCAUAUCCAGUUUUACUACCAUACUCUAGUUCUGUAGUAAAACUUAAUGAUCUAGUAGAGAAAUUCCUCCAGGACAACUUCUUAUAUUGGCAGUUCUUAUUAGCAGACAAAGCAGACUUUACGAUUGCUUACUCUUCGUGUGACAGGAUACUAUGUAGAACAAUUGAGCUAUUAUCAGAACAUUUCUUCCAUAAAAACAAGUUCACUAUACUCCAAAGAGCAUAGUUUUGUUCCAAUUUACAUUAUUUCUUAUAAAGUUUUGGCUUCUUUAAGAAGAUCGUUUUCCAGCUAGCCAACUAAGGAGCAUACAACUUUAAUAAAGAUAUUUAUGGAUUCUAAUUUAGUUCUGAAAACAUAAUGAACCAUUUUAAAAUCAAAUGUGAAGAGUCUAUAUUUACAGAGUUGAGAUAAAAAAUAAAUGAUUUUCUCAGUAUUUUUGAGGGAUUACCAUGGAGACCGAAGAAGCCAGAUGGAAAUAAUCAUGAAUUCGUGGAAGAUCUUGUUUUAUUUCUAAGAUCAACUAUAGUGAAUCUCGAUUAUCAAAAUAAGGAGCUUGCCAAGCAAUGUUACCUAACUACAUUUCAGCAUCUUUCAGCAAGAAUUACAGAAGUGUUAGCUAAUUCAAAGACAAUAAGCUAGAUUAACUAAGCUGGGUUUAUUAAUCUAUACUAAGAUUACUUAUACUUGACAAAGUUUGCAAAGGAAUAAAUGGUUGAUAAUCAGUAGAUGUUUGAAAUAGGAAUGGGAGAACUUCAGCAGCUGAUUAGCUUAUUUACUGAGAGUUAAGUUGAACUGGGUGUGAAAGAGAUACUAGAUGAUGAUUUAUACAGAAAGAAAUACUCAAAAAUAAACCUUCGAAAGUUAGUAUUGAUCUUAGAAAAGUUUAAAGAUGACAAAGUUUCACUAGGAUCAACAUAAAAUGAGGAAAUAGAAAAAAUAAUUUAAAAGCUUCCUAAAAUCAAGAAAAGCGAUGCUCAGAGUGUUGCUAAGAAGCUAAGGGAAUCCAUAAAUUUCCAAAAGUGA